This is a messenger RNA of Scheffersomyces coipomensis, 249 nucleotides long. RefSeq names its product 40S ribosomal protein eS27 (gene RPS27A). Gene Ontology annotation, biological process: ribosomal small subunit assembly; translation. Lineage: Eukaryota; Fungi; Ascomycota; Pichiomycetes; Serinales; Debaryomycetaceae. Gene Ontology annotation, molecular function: RNA binding; structural constituent of ribosome. Gene Ontology annotation, cellular component: cytosolic small ribosomal subunit; ribosome. The transcript has a single exon. Bases 1 to 249 code for a protein of 82 amino acids. The record is from RefSeq and is a predicted model, not a curated record.
AUGGUUUUAGUUCAAGAUUUAUUACAUCCAUCUGCUGAAUCAGAAUCUCAUAGACACAAAUUAAAAACCUUAGUUCAAGGUCCAAGAUCUUAUUUCAUGGAUGUUAAAUGUCAAGGUUGUUUAACCAUCACCACUGUUUUCAGUCAUGCUCAAACUGCUGUCACUUGUGAUAAUUGUUCAACUGUCUUAUGUACUCCAUCUGGUGGUAAAGCUAAAUUAUCUGAAGGUUGUUCCUUCAGAAAGAAGUAG